Molecule: messenger RNA, 387 nt
Organism: Odobenus rosmarus divergens (Pacific walrus)
Lineage: Eukaryota; Metazoa; Chordata; Mammalia; Carnivora; Odobenidae
Gene: MRPL55
Product: mitochondrial ribosomal protein L55
Exons: 3
Coding region: 1-369 (122 amino acids)
Biological process (GO): translation
Cellular component (GO): mitochondrial large ribosomal subunit
Molecular function (GO): structural constituent of ribosome
Source: RefSeq, a predicted model, not a curated record
AUGCCCCACUCGGGCCUGCUGCAGCGGCACAUGCUGACAGGGUCUGCUCUGGCGCGCCGAGGCCUGCACACGUCCUCCCGGCAGGCUGACAGCAGCAGAGCCUCGCUCACGCGUGUGCACCGACAGACCUACGCACGCCUCUACCCCGUGCUCCUGGUCAAGCAGGACGGCUCCACCAUCCACAUCCGCUAUCGGGAACCACGACGAAUGCUGGAGAUGCCCGUGGACCUGGACACCCUGUCCCCGGAGGAGAGGCGGACGCGGCUCCGAAAACGCGAGACCCAGCUCGGAAAGAAAAAGGAGGAGAAGCCAGAGCUCAGUGACGACUUUGACGAGGAGCAGUACAAGCGGUUUUGGACAAAAAAGUGACCUGCCCGGAAGCUGCCC